Messenger RNA from Botrytis byssoidea, 297 nucleotides. RefSeq lists its product as uncharacterized. The record is from RefSeq and is a predicted model, not a curated record. NCBI's taxonomy places the organism in Eukaryota, Fungi, Ascomycota, Leotiomycetes, Helotiales, Sclerotiniaceae. Bases 1 to 297 code for a protein of 98 amino acids. The transcript has a single exon.
AUGUGUCUCUCAAUCAAACACAUCCACACCUGCGGACACGCAACCUACCACCCACAACCAUGUUCCUCCACUGCCAAUCCCCCCCACUGUCCCUAUUUCGAAGCUCGCGAGCUCGAGAUCAGCAGGAAUUGUAACCAGUGUUUGUUGGAUCAAGGCGCAUAUCACGGGAUCGUCGCAGGACGCGAUCGUACGCACGAGGCGGUACGGAGAAAAAAGAGUUUGGUGCGAGAAAGGGGGAAGGUUGAAAAGGGGAAGAUCAGGAAGGAGAAUGGUGCGGGCUGUUGUCCGGUUAUGUGA